AUGGCGCUCGGUUUAGGCAAGUUGAAAACACUAGGCCUCAGUGUCCUGAUCUUUGCGAUUCUGGUCGCUGGAUUCGACAAGACGGACGACACAAAACACCGCUUCCAGCUUCACAUUACGGGCACGCGAAUACUUGGCUUGUUGAUUAUCAUAUUCGUCGUAUCAAACUUCAAGUCGAUGCCAUUUGUCUGGACACUUCGUGUUCUGUACACAGUUUCGUACCAUACCGUGCUUCGCAAAUCACCCCAGUUAGGCCCCAAAGCGCUCUUCAAGCCUAUCAUCGCCACGACUUCCACUCCUCUCCUCGAAGUCGAUUAUUAUCUUCACAAGUCCAACUCGACAUAUUUCGCCGAUCUUGACGUUGGGCGUGCGCAUUUGAUUGCAUAUCUUUUCCGACAUGGCUUUCAUCGACUAUCCAAUAACACCAAGCUUGGGAUCGUUCUUGAUCCAAAGACUGGUACACCAAUGGGCGGAAGGCUUGGGAUAAAUCUUGGUGCUGUUGAAACCUGCUUCCGACGUGAAAUCACAGCAUUUAAACAAGUUGAGAUGUGGAGUUACGUCUUGGCUUGGGAUCGAAAAUGGUUAUACAUUGUUACGCAUUUCGUGCCGAAGGGUACAGUUCUCCCGACAGAGUGGCUUGAUCCACGGUUUGCGAGAACAGCGACAAGGCUGCUCCUCAAGGAGUCUGGCGAUUUGAGCAAGAAGAUCUAUGCUACUGCUCUGAGUAAAUACGUAUUCAAGCUAAAACGUCUUACGGUGCCACCAUCGACUGUGUUGGAGGAGGCUGGACUGUUGCCAACCCGACCUGGAGGAUGGGCAAUCGAGGAGCAGGACCUGGGGACAUCUGACCCUUUUGAUCCGGGUGCCGAUAUGGGCAAAGAUGGUGAAUGGAAUUGGAAACAGGUUGAGGCUCGACGACGUAGGGGAAUUGAGUUGAUUAGCAAGCCAAACCAUCUUGACUUGAUCCAUGAUGGCUUCGAUGGUGGUAGUGAUGGAGCAAUUGGACGUUUCAGCCCAGGAUAG
Molecule: messenger RNA, 1023 nt
Organism: Fusarium oxysporum Fo47
Lineage: Eukaryota; Fungi; Ascomycota; Sordariomycetes; Hypocreales; Nectriaceae
Exons: 2
Coding region: 1-1023 (340 amino acids)
Source: RefSeq, a predicted model, not a curated record